This is a messenger RNA of Pseudocercospora fijiensis CIRAD86, 2574 nucleotides long. RefSeq lists its product as uncharacterized. The transcript is spliced from 19 exons. The record is from RefSeq and is a predicted model, not a curated record. Bases 1 to 2574 code for a protein of 857 amino acids. NCBI's taxonomy places the organism in Eukaryota, Fungi, Ascomycota, Dothideomycetes, Mycosphaerellales, Mycosphaerellaceae.
AUGGCCGAGGCUUUGGCAAGCACGCCCCUGCUCGGCAGCUCGGAGAAGGGCAUGGGAACUUCAUUAUACGAGAAAUAUAUGAAAUCGACGGAAAUUGUUGUGUCACACAUCUCACUCGGCUUGUCUUCGGCUUCUGUGGGAGCCAACACUCACUUCGAACGUCCUCUCCUUUCACUGGCUCACACAACACGAAUCUUCUGCGACACAAAGCCUACCACUAGGCUAUACACUGAUAUCUUGUUGGAGUCGACAUUGUCACCUACAUCGAAGCAUUACAGCCUUUUCGUCCUGUCGCGCCUGUCGUGCAACUCCACUCCGGACCCCCCAGCACGUAGUUAUAGAGGAGCAUGCUGCACGAAGUCCGACCACCGCGAGAACAUCACAAGAGCACGCUAUAUCAUACAAGCCACGUCGAGCACUCAAGACGGCUUGAAUCGUGAUCAUGCGCGAACACACAGUACCGGCUGCCUGGCUGAUAUCGGUCUCUGCAGGAUACAACAGUACUGCUGCCCGCCCAACUUCUACCCUACAAGCUCUUUGAAGAGAUUGCUGAAUUGGCGGUCUGGCUCGGAAGUGGGCUGUGGAGGCAGAAGCCAAGCUCAUCUUUCCGAGCAUCCCCCAUCGGACACUUCCAAGCAUUGCGCCUUUUCUCGGAGAGCAGAUGUAUGUACAGUCUUUGACGAGUUCUGGACGCGCUCAACGAGCUCGAAUGUCGGAUCUCUCACCCUGACCACGAUUACACAGGAUCGUGCACGAAACGCUGGCGAAGUUGAUGCCGAAAGCAAAGAAGUCCAUCUCAAUAAAAAGAAACCUGGCGGCUUUCCAGCCCGGACCGAGUCGAUCGAAGCCGCCUUCAUACUUUUACCACAAGUCCAACCCUGUUUCAGAGUGUUUCAAGAUACGCACGAUCAUCCUACACAAGGCCUCCCCAAGGGAUCAAAACGGACUGGACAUGACAACUUGCGCUUUACCGAGUCGGAAGGUCUAAGACUCACGAGUCAACCCGUGAUCUCGAGCAAAGUCGGUGAUCUGUACCCUCACGUCGAGGCAGUCCGCUAUGCUUGUGCUGUCAACGCCGACCGCAUGGACUACUCCCGAAGCCACCCGGCUGCAUCGCUGGUACCCUAUGCACUGUCACUGUUUCCAAGAUCAGUGAUCAUGUUUCGGCAUGAUGCCCCUUCACUCCCCGUCAAGGUUCAACCCGUCAUCCGCGCCGUAUUCGUUGUCAGCCAAGGCUCCAGUCGCGUGAGGCUCAUGACAGGCUUCUGGUGGUUGGCGAUGUCUCAGAUGAGCGGUGUCAAGAUCAGAAAUCGUGAUAACCGCAACUGGGCAUUUCAUAUGAUGUGCUAUGACGGAAGGGCACAGACAUCGGAUACAAACCCAAAUCUAUUCUGCGCCUGGACAACUACACUUCGUGCCUCUGCCUUUUCUCCUUUGGUCGCGCGCAAUUCAAUGAACGCCGCAGCUGGUGCUGUGCCGCCGCAAUUUGCAGUGGUAGGCAAGAAACAGCCAUCGCGGCAGCGAGAACAGCAAGAGGAUAUGGGCGACUAUAGGCCAAUCUACACAAACUCCUACCAGAAUCCUUACGAAACCUACCCACAAGCCCCAGUAUACAAACCGGACAGCAACAGCCACAGCAACGGCAGCAAUCGCAGCCGUCAUAGCCAAAGAAACAGCGUGCAUGGGACGACGAAGGGCAGAUUAGAUGACGAUCGACUGGCAGUUCCAGAUUACAUGCACAGCGAGCGACACAGAAGUAAUCGGGAGCGGCGCGGUCGCUCAUCUCGUGCUUCCCACGACUCCGACGAUUCGUAUCACGACCGAAGGCGGCGCGACCACCGUAGUCGAAGUCGCAGACGAGAAAGGGACAAGGAGAGCAAUAAUAGCGGACAGAAGCAACAAGAGCAACAACAAGACCAAGAACAAGAAAAGGAGAAGAAAACAGGCCUCGCAAAGUUCGAUGAGUACAUUACGCCUUUCAAUGUGGGCAUCUUGCUAGGCUGCUUCGACCUCAUUGGUGGAGGUUUGUCAUUGUACAUGACCAAAAAGCGCUUCGGCAAGAAAGCGCAAGCAGCUCAGGCAGCGCAGAACGGGGGCGGUACCCAAAAGGCGGGUGGCGCCAACGGGGGAGGAGGCGCCAUGGCAGUUCCAGUAGAAGUUCCGGACGAUCACGAGGGCGCAGUAGACGAUAUGACAGGUCCUCUCGAAAAGGCUCGCGAUCGUCGUCGGAGGAAAGUUAUGACAGUCGCGAUUACAGAGAUGCUCGGAAAGAGCCACAUCGCUUGGAGUAUGAUCGUCGGGGAGGUGGGCAUAUCAUCCAGCAGGCAGGCAUCAUUAACGGCAAUUUUGUGUAAUUUCAUGCUCAAAGGUAUCGAUGAGUUUGCCGCAGCCCGAUGGAUGGGCAAAAGUGCUGGGGCCAGCAGAAACACCAGAAUCGCAGAAUGUAUUGGACCUGAUAACCUGCUCUACUUCACCAGAACUCCGGUUUGGCAUCGAGUGCUGAGUCGUCUGCCACAUCCCGCGCUCGCGUUGCAGGGCUUGAGCCAUCGAUUCGAGCCUCAAAGCUGCCAGUAA